Messenger RNA from Dioscorea cayenensis subsp. rotundata (Guinea yam), 525 nucleotides. RefSeq names its product MDIS1-interacting receptor like kinase 2-like. The transcript is spliced from 2 exons. The record is from RefSeq and is a predicted model, not a curated record. Gene Ontology annotation, biological process: protein phosphorylation. NCBI's taxonomy places the organism in Eukaryota, Viridiplantae, Streptophyta, Magnoliopsida, Dioscoreales, Dioscoreaceae. Gene Ontology annotation, molecular function: protein kinase activity; ATP binding. Bases 1 to 525 code for a protein of 174 amino acids.
AUGGAGUUGGAUUGGAUGAGAAGAGUAAGAGUUAUCAAGGAUUUGGCUCAUGCUCUAUCUUACAUGCACCAUGACUGCAUUCCAUCCAUAAUUCACAGAGACAUAUCCAUCAAGAACAUACUCUUUGAUUUUGAUUUCAAGGCUUGUGUCUCAGAUUUUGGCGCUGCUAGACUCUUGAAACCUGAUUCCUCUAAUUGGACUUCUCUUACCGGAACCCAUUGUUAUGUUGCACCAGAGCUUGCAUUUACAGAGAAGUGUGAUGUCUAUAGUUUUGGAGUGAUGGCACUAGAAGUGAGGAAAGCAAGCCUUCAAUGGAGCAUGUGUCAAAUGAGUCGAGCAUCAGCAAACCAUCUAUGGAACCCAACCAUCAUGUUUGCACAAAGGGCAGGAGUUGUUGCUUCUUCAAUUGAUGUUUAUAAUGUGGAUGAACGUCUUGCUCAGUUAUCACCAAGUUCUUCUAUUCGUGAUGAUGGUGAGAAGGUACUUAAAGGUUCAACUCUGGAAUGUGCAGCUAUUGGAAAGUAG